CUUAGAAUUUAUUGAGGUACGGCUAGAUAAUGCAUAAUAGAAUUGCAAAAAAACUAAAAUGGCAACAUUGUCGGCAUUUUUCUCAGUUUAUGCGAAGGCAAAGAGAAGGUUUAGAAUUUUUCAGCACUUGAAGUCAAAGUUUUGGUAAGACAAUAAAGAAAGCUGCCAUGUUCUUUUUAAACAUUUGCAUAAGAAGGCAGUGAGCAUUAAAAAAGAUUUUUGCUCUUUUUCAGUUUAGAUUUUGUGACGAAAAUGCAAAAUACCUGGAGCAAAUGAAAAAAAUUGUACAGUUUUGAAAAGGCAGAGCCGGAGCUUUUUGAAAUCGGUGACAAAACACAGUUAGAACGAUGAUUGGAAGGGAUGAUAAUGAUGACGAUUAAAAUGAGGACAAUUAUCUUAAUUUGCAUUGACUAGAUUUUAAUUAAAAGGAUACAGAAAAAUGUUAUCUCUAGCCCCACAUAAUAGUAACAGUAUCCAACUCUCAAAAUUCUUAAAAGCAAAAAACUAUAUUGAAAUUUAGUCGAAGAAUAUUUUAUCAAAAUAUUGGUCUGAAACUUUGUUACGACGAAAUUUUGAUGUAAUAUGUUCAUAUACUGAUGUUUUCAUAGAGCUUUUUUGCUGUUUACAGAGCCUCAGUGGAUAUCUAAUGAAGGUUGGAGACAACAUUUGACGGUUUGGGAGACUUUACAACUGAAUCAUGAAUUCAAGCAAUGUUAAUGACACAGUUACAGCAACUGUUGUAUGUCAUGGCUUCAAUAAAAUUGGAUACUUUUUUGCAUCAAAAGCUGUCAUUUCUAUGGCUUCGAUUUCGAUAUUGUCAAGCUUCUCAUUCUGUAUAAUCGCAAUGGUUGGCAAUACACUUACAUUGUACUCGAUCUGGAAAGCCUCGCUCUACUCUAAUCCAUCCUACACGAUAAUAGCAGGCUUGGCAAUAACUGACUUUCUAAGCAGCAUCACUGUUCUCCCUCUCAAUACUGUGAUACGUUUCCAAGAUAUAUUCAACAUCCACAGCUGCGUUCUGAAGCACAUUUUUGCAACUGUUGCAACUAUAUUGGUCGGUUGGUCGACGAUAAUGAUGUGCACUAUCAACAUAGAUCGCUUUAUAGCCUUGUAUUUCCCACUCAGGUUGAAAGCAUGGAAUCUUAGUACUUGGUACUCUGUGUUGAUUGCAUCAAGUUGGAGCCUCUUUUUAUUGUAUGCGUUGUUAGGAGCAUCAAAUAUUCUUUCUUUGAAAAUUUUCUUUUCACUACAAAUGUCAAUGGUUAUUUUUGCUCUUGUAUUCAUUUCCGUCAUUCAAGUUUUGGUUUAUCGUUUGAUAAAAGCCCGCCAGCGGAGGUUGGCUGUCUUGGCACCCCGGCAAAGUACAGCCCAAAUGAUCGAUGCUAUUGAACAAAGAAAACAAAGGAAGUGCAACAGAACCCUUUUCAUUGUAACUGUUGCUUUCUUUAUCUGUUACUUGCCAAGAUUUGCUGUAUUGGUUGCUUUACGUCCUGUGAAAAGUUCAUCAUUCACGCUGAUUUAUAUAGGGAGUAGAUGGUCAGAAAUCGUACUUUUCUCGAAUUCCGCCCUAAACCCAAUCAUUUAUGCUAUUAGGUUGCCAAAAAUCAGAAGACAUGUUUUCGAGUUUUUGCGUCGCGUCUUUCCUUGGUUUGAGAAACAGCACACGUUAGACACCACACGUUAGACACCACACAUUAAGCACCACACAUUAAGCACCACACAUUAGACACCACACCUUAAACACUAUUGAACAUCAGAAGUUGUGCACCACUCAUUGGACACCACACGAUGGACACCACACAUCGCA
Rhopilema esculentum is the source of this 1807-nucleotide messenger RNA. Its product is annotated as QRFP-like peptide receptor. Gene Ontology annotation, molecular function: G protein-coupled receptor activity. NCBI's taxonomy places the organism in Eukaryota, Metazoa, Cnidaria, Scyphozoa, Rhizostomeae, Rhizostomatidae. Gene Ontology annotation, cellular component: membrane. Gene Ontology annotation, biological process: G protein-coupled receptor signaling pathway. The record is from RefSeq and is a predicted model, not a curated record.